CCAAACCACGCACGGCUCAUCUCAGAUCCACCUGAUCUGCGCUACUGUUAGCGAGGGGUCUUGCAGCCUUCUUUCUAAUAACUCUUGGGUCCCUGUUCCUGCUGCCAUCUCUACCUCCGCUCUCUCACACAACGUCACUCUCUCUCCCCGUCUCCCCUGACACCGACUUUCUUUAACUUCGUUUCGUUAUCUGGCUGGCCGGGUUGAACUUGGACUGGACUCCCUCCUUUCUGGUCGAGGUUCGCGUUCAUUUCCAACAUACACUUUUAAUCUUCGCCCUAAUACCGUUGACCGGCUGUCCUAUCCUUCAUUCGGAACCCUGCUGGUGUCUAUGCUGGAAAGGCCGUACUACUAGUUCUUGAUCGAUAUGGGUGAAUCAGUCAGUUGGAAUCGGCUGUUCGCGCCGCGGAAGCUCUUAUUCUACGUCAUCUUCUGGGGGUUCCACUGGGCUAUCUUCGCGGUAGGAUGGUGGAAACAGCAGGGUGACAUUCGGCUUGCGCCCCUUAAUGCUCUUCAAUUCUCGGUCUGGAUAUCUCGAGGUGCCGGUCUCGUGCUCUCAGUCGACACCAUGGUCAUCUUGCUGCCAAUGUGCAGAAACAUUCUGAGAUAUAUCCGUCCCAAGGCGAGAUGGCUACCACUGGAUGAAUCGAUUUGGUUCCAUCGACAGGUUGCAUAUGCUAUGCUGAUGUUCACCAUCAUCCACACGUCCGCACAUUAUGUGAACUUCCACAACGUCGAGAAGAGUCAGGUCCGCCCUCAGAUUGCUCUUCAGAUCCACUACACGGAGGCAGGAGGCAUCACGGGCCACAUUAUGCUGUUCUGCAUGCUGCUCAUGUACACCACGGCCCACCACAGGAUCCGACAGCAGUCAUUUGAGACCUUCUGGUACACCCAUCACCUCUUCGUGCCGUUCCUGCUCGGCAUGUACACGCACGCCACUAGCUGCUUCGUUCGUGACACCGCCAAACCUUUUUCUCCCUUCGCUGGCAAGGACUUCUGGACCCACUGCAUUGGCUAUGAGGGUUGGCGAUGGGAACUUGUCGGCGGCGGCCUCUACCUCCUUGACCGUCUGUACCGCGAGAUCCGCUGCAGGCGCGAAACCCGCAUCACCAAAGUCGUCAAGCAUCCUUACGAUGCCGUAGAAAUCCAGUUCGAGAAGCCCAGCAUGAAGUACAAACCGGGACAGUGGCUCUUCCUCAACUGCCCGGACGUAAGCUACCACCAGUGGCACCCCUUCACCAUCACCUCGUGCCUCGAAGACCCGUACAUCUCUGUCCACGUCCGCCAGGUCGGCGACUUCACUCGUGCUCUCGCCGACGCCCUGGGUGCCGGACAAUCGCAGGCCAAACUCUACGACGAGCUGGACCCCAUGGGCAUGUACGAAGUCGCGCUCCAACACGGGCAGAAGAUGCCCGCGAUCCGCAUCGACGGGCCCUACGGCGCGCCCGCCGAAGACGUCUUCGAGAACGAAAUCGCCGUCCUGAUCGGCACGGGCAUCGGCGUCACGCCCUGGGCCUCGAUCCUCAAAUCCAUCUACCACCAGCGCCUCAGUCCCAACCCGCCAAAACGUCUCCGCCGCGUGGAAUUCAUCUGGGUCUGCAAGGACACGAGCUCCUUCGAAUGGUUCCAGACGCUGCUCUCGUCGCUCGAGGCGCAGACCGUCGGUGGCCCCGGAACCGACCAGUUCCUCCGCAUCCACACGUACCUGACGCAGAAGAUCGACGUCAACACGGCGCAGAACAUAGUGCUGAAUUCCGUCGGCACCGACAAGGAUCCCCUGACGGAGCUCAAGUCGCGCACGAAUUUCGGCCGCCCGGAUUUCCAGCGCCUGCUGUGCGGCAUGCGCGACGGCAUCCUCGAUCGCACGUACAUGUCCGGUCUGGAGAGUACGUUGAGGACGGAUGUGGGUGUGUAUUUCUGCGGGCCGAAUGUCGCGGCGAGGGAUAUCAAGAGGGCGUGUAAGAUGGCGACGUGUCAGGAGGUGAACUUUAAGUUCUGGAAGGAGCACUUCUAGGCACUUCUAACAGGAUGGUGGGAGCAACUGUGCUGCUGAGAUAGCUGCUUCUGAGGCUGAAGGGGUUC
Molecule: messenger RNA, 2082 nt
Organism: Westerdykella ornata
Lineage: Eukaryota; Fungi; Ascomycota; Dothideomycetes; Pleosporales; Sporormiaceae
Exons: 4
Coding region: 368-2014 (548 amino acids)
Biological process (GO): defense response; superoxide anion generation
Cellular component (GO): plasma membrane; NADPH oxidase complex
Molecular function (GO): superoxide-generating NAD(P)H oxidase activity
Source: RefSeq, a predicted model, not a curated record